AGGAUUGUUGGCGGUACGACUGCCAUCAGAGGCAGCUGGCCAUGGAUGGUUUCCAUGAAACUAGCUGGACAACAUUGGUGUGGUGGAGUUCUCAUAUCCAAACAAUGGAUAGUCUCAUCAGCUCAUUGUAUAUUGGGUAGAUUUAAUCCUGGAUUCAAUAUAACAGAACCUGAAAGUGAACAGAGAUUCAAUAUAUCUGGUGCACCGAUAUUUUAUGACAAUAUUAAUAUCAAACAAAUUUAUUCUGGAAAACCGUUUGACAAUGAUUUAGUUCUCUUAAAACUGGACAAACCAGUUGAAAUCACCAAAUAUGUGAAACCGAUCUGUUUACCCAAGAAGAGAGAAGAUUCAGAGAGUGGCACUCGAUGUGUUAUCACGGGGUAUGGACAAAUUGCUCCUAAUGUUGGGAUACCAGUGAAGCUGAAACAAGCUAUAGUACCUAUAGUGGACUAUGAUAAAUGCCAUAAGUUACAAGGUUAUGAUGAGUUUUUAACACCCAGAAUGCUCUGUGCUGGAUAUGAAUAUGGUGGAGUUGAUGCCUGUAAGCUGGACAGUGGUGGUCCAUUACAAUGUUUCAGUAGAGAUCGGUGGAUAUUAACUGGAAUAACAUCUUGGGGUGAUGGAGGUGGAGAAAGCUGUGCUGAACCUUUAAAACCAGGUGUAUAUACAAGAAUUACCAGCUAUGUACACUGGAUACAAACUAUGUUAUAUAAAGACUAUGUUCACUACAAUAGAAUACCCUGA
Molecule: messenger RNA, 744 nt
Organism: Lottia gigantea (owl limpet)
Lineage: Eukaryota; Metazoa; Mollusca; Gastropoda; Lottiidae
Exons: 6
Biological process (GO): proteolysis
Molecular function (GO): serine-type endopeptidase activity
Source: RefSeq, a predicted model, not a curated record